ACUUCCCACCAGCUGCGGCAAGAUCGAGCUCCUCAUUUGACGGUCGAUGCCCGAGCCUCUCCGAGCCAGCGCGAACCAUGGCUGACGCAGAAGGCGAGGAUGAAAUUCAGUUCCUGCGAACUAAUGAUGAAGUGGUCCUACAGUGUUCUGCUACAAUCUACAAGGAGCAACAGAAACUCUGCCUGGCUGCUGAAGGCUUCGGAAACAGGCUGUGUUUCCUUGAAUCAAUAUCCAACUCCAAGAAUGUACCUCCAGAUCUCUCAAUAUGUACUUUCGUGUUGGAGCAGUCACUGUCAGUUCGUGCCCUUCAGGAGAUGUUGGCCAGCAAUGAAGACAAGACUGGGGGAACAAUCCAAGCGGGUGGACAUCGCACUUUAUUAUAUGGACAUGCGAUCCUUCUACGUCACUCGUACAGUGGAAUGUACCUGUGUUGUCUGUCCACUUCCCGAUCAUCCACAGACAAAUUGGCUUUUGAUGUGGGGCUGCAGGAAGGCACCACAGGUGAGGCAUGCUGGUGGACCAUUCAUCCAGCAUCAAAGCAACGCUCUGAGGGGGAGAAGGUUAGAGUUGGGGAUGAUCUGAUUUUUGUGAGCAUCUCGUCUGAGAGAUAUCUGCAUCUAUCCUAUGGCAAUCAUUGCCGAAAUGUAGACGCAGCCUUCCAGCAGACACUCUGGAGCAUUACCCCAAUCUGUUGUGGCAGUGAAGUAGCACAAGGUUUCCUGAUAGGUGGGGAUGUCUUGCGCCUCCUUCAUGGUCACAUGGAUGAGUGUUUAACCGUUGCAUCUGAAGAACAUGGAGAAGAACAGAAGAGAACCGUGCAUUAUGAAGGUGGAGCAGUGGCCAGUCAUGCCAGGUCCCUGUGGAGGCUGGAGACACUGCGAGUUCUGUGGAGUGGUAGUCAUAUUCGCUGGGGCCAGCCGUUCAGACUGAGACAUGUGACUAGCGGGAAGUAUCUGAGUCUGAUGAAAGAGAAAUCCUUACUACUGAUAGAAAAAGAAAGGGCAGAUGUUAAGUCAACAGCCUUUUGUUUCAGAUAUUCCAAGGAAAAGGUUGACGUCGGUGUUAAAAAGGAAGUGGACGGAAUGGGUACCCCUGACAUUAAAUAUGGUGACUCAGUAUGUUACAUUCAACAUGUAGACACCGGUCUGUGGCUCACAUACCAGACUGCUGAUGCAAAAUCUGCACGCAUUGGUGACAUUCAAAGAAAGGCCCUCAUGCACCAUGAAGGUCACAUGGACGAUGGGCUGACGUUAUCUCGGUCACAGCAUGAAGAGAGCCACACAGCCAGGGUCAUCCGCAGCACUGUGUUAUUGUUCAACCUGUUCAUCAGGAGUCUCGAUACACUAAGAACAAAAGGAAAGAGCACAACUUUUGAUAUACCAAUCGACUCAAUCAGUCUGAGUCUUCAGGAUCUGAUUGGCUACUUCCAGCUACCCGGUGAUCAACUAGAACAUGAAGAUAAGCAGAAUCGCCUAAGAGCUCUGAAGAACAGACAAAACCUCUUCCAAGAAGAGGGAGUGAUUGCCUUGGUCCUGAAGUGUAUCGAUCGACUCCAUGUCUACAGCAGCGCAGCCCAUUUUACAGAAGCAGCUGGAAGGGAGGUCGGAGAGGCAUGGAGCUCCAGCCUCAACUCUCUCUACCAACUAUUGGCUGCACUCAUCAGGGGGAACAGAAAGAACUGUGCUCAGUUUUCAGGUUCCUUAGACUGGCUUAUCAGCAGACUGGAGAGACUGGAGGCCUCCUCCGGCAUAUUGGAAGUGCUUCACUGUGUGCUAGUCGAGAGUCCUGAAGCACUGAACCUGAUCAAAGAGGGGCACAUCAAAUCCAUUAUAUCUCUUCUGGAUAAACACGGACGCAACCACAAGGUUCUUGAUGUGCUGUGUUCACUUUGUGUUUGCCAUGGUGUAGCAGUACGCUCAAACCAGCACCUGAUCUGUGACAAUUUACUGCCAGGAAGAGACUUGUUACUUCAGACACGCCUGACUAAUUACGUAAGCAGCAUGUGCCCUAAUAUCUUUCUGGGUGUCAGUGAAGGCUCUGCGCAAUAUAAGAAGUGGUACUAUGAGCUGAUUGUAGACGAAGUACUGCCAUUCGUCACAGCUGAGGCAUCUCACCUCAGGGUGGGCUGGGCCAACACGACUGGCUACAUGCCCUGCCCCAGUAGUGGUGAGGGUUGGGGCGCCAAUGGAUUGGGUGAUGACCUGUACUCCUUUGGCUUUGAUGGACUCCAUCUUUGGUCAGGCUGUAUUGCAAAGACCGUUAGCUCACCCAAUCAGCACCUUCUGAAAGCAGAUGAUGUGGUGAGCUGCUGCUUAGACCUUAAUGUGCCCAGUAUCUCCUUCAGGAUCAACGGCCAACCGGUUCAGGGCAUGUUUGAGAAUUUCAACUCAGAUGGCCUCUUUUUUCCUGUUGCUAGUUUUUCUGCUGGAGUGAGGUUUCGUUUCCUCCUUGGGGGCCGCCACGGGGAGUUUAAGUUCCUCCCUCCUCCGGGCUAUGCGCCGUGCUUUGAGGCCGUGUUGCCCAGAGAGAAGCUAAAGCUUGGGCUAUGUCAGCACCAGACUGCAGCUGGAGACCUUUUAGGGCCCACUGUCACCAUGAGCCAAGCAGCAUUCACACCCGUCCCUGUGAACACCAGCCAGAUUGUUUUGCCAUUUCACUUAGAAAGGAUCAAGGAGAAGCUUGCAGAAAACAUCCAUGAGCUGUGGGUGAUGAACAAGAUCGCACUGGGCUGGACCUAUGGUGUAGUACGAGAUGACACAAAGCGACAACAUCCUUGUCUGGUGAAGUUCUCCAAGUUGCCGGAACAGGAACGGAGUUACAACCUGCAGAUGUCUGUGGAAACGCUCAAAACCCUUCUUGCACUGGGGUGCCAUGUUGGUCUUGCAGAUGAACAUGCUGUGGAGAAAGUUAAAAGUAUAAAUUUGUCAUCAAACUAUGAGUUGUCCAGCGGUUACAAACCCGCUCCUCUGGACCUGGGUCACAUCAAACUGACCUCCACCCAGGAAGCCAUGGUAGACAAAUUAGCUGAAAAUGCACACAAUGUUUGGGCAAGAGACCGUAUUCGCCAGGGUUGGACCUAUGGCAUUCAACAGGAUGUGAAGAGUCGCAGAAAUCCUCGUCUUGUGCCCUACAGUUUCUUGGAUGAGAGAACCAAAAAGUCAAAUAAAGAUAGUCUGAGAGAAGCUGUCAGAACUCUGUUGGGUUAUGGAUACAACCUAGAAGCUCCUGACCAGGACCACACUCACUUUGAUCAUAGCAAUAUGUCUGCUGAAAAAUUCCGGAUCUUCAGAGCCGAGAAAUCUUACUGUGUGAAUGCAGGAAAGUGGUACUUUGAGCUGGAGGUAUUGACAGCAGGAGAGAUGAGGGUUGGCUGGGCAAGACCAGGAUGUCUACCAGAUCUAGAAUUGGGUUCUGACGAACAGGCCUUUGUCUUUGAUGGAUUCAAGGCUCAGCGAUGGCACCAGGGAAAUGAGCACUUUGGGCGUGCCUGGCAGAUAGGCGAUGUCGUUGGUUGCAUGGUGGACCUGAAUGAACACACCAUGAUGUUCACUCUUAAUGGAGAAGUGCUGCUUGAUGACUCCGGCUCUGAACUGGCUUUCAAAGACUUUGACGUGGGAGAAGGUUUCAUCCCUGUGUGCAGUUUGGGCGUGAGCCAGGCUGGAAGGAUAAACUUUGGUAAACACGUCAGCACCCUGAAAUUCUUCACCAUAUGUGGACUGCAGGAAGGCUAUGAACCUUUUGCUGUCAACAUGAAUCGCGAUGUCACAAUAUGGCUCAGUAAAAGGCUCCCUCAGUUUGUACCAGUACCUUCUGACCACCAACAUAUACAGGUGACAAGGAUAGAUGGAACAGUGGAUUCAUGUCCUUGUCUGAAGGUCACACAAAAGUCAUUUAGCUCACAGAACAGCAACACGGACAUUACCUUCUACAGACUCAGUAUGCCCAUUGAAUGUGCUGAAUCCUCAAGGUCUUCAUCUAACGGCAGUGUCUUGUCACUGAAGACAGAGCUAGAAGACUUUGAAACUGACUUUGAGGUCCUAAUAAAGACAGCUCCUGGCCAAAAUUUUCCAUGUGGUCCGGACAGAGGUGAAUUCAACAACCACAAAGAUUACAACCAAGAAAAAACCUCCAAGCUCAAACAAAGGUUCCUGCUGAAGAAAAAUAAACCAGAUACCUCCCCUGCCUGUCUGUCAGAAGAUGUGGUGGUUGAUGACAGGCAUGAAUAUGAAUCACCACUUAUUCAAGCAUCGACGCACUCAUAUUCCAUAAGGAUUUUCCCUGGACAAGAACCUGGCAGUGUGUGGGUGGGCUGGGUAACCUCUGACUUUCAUCAGUAUGAACCUGACUUUGGUCUGGACAAGGUCCAAACAGUAACAGUGACUUUAGGAGAUGAGAAAGGCAAAGUUCAUGAGAGUAUAAAGCGUGGUAACUGCUAUAUGGUGUGGGCUGGAGAGAGCAGCAAUCCAGAAGGCAGGCGUAAUGAUGGUUUAGAGAUUGGAUGUUUGGUUGACACAGUCAACGGACUGUUGUCUUUUACCGCCAACGGCAAAGAGCUUAGCACAUACUAUCAGGUGGAGCCCAGUACGAAACUCUUCCCAGCCGUCUUUGCCAAGGCCACCAGCCCCAAUGUCUUCCAGUUUGAAUUAGGCCAAAUUAAGAAUGUUAUGCCUCUGUCUGCGGGUUUAUUCAUAAGUGAGAGGAAGAAUUCAGUCCCUCAAUGUCCUCCCCGACUUCAUGUCCAGUUUCUCACUCCUGUAUCAUGGAGUCGUGUUCCCAAUCACUAUCCCAAGGUUUCAGUGUCACGAGUGAAUGACCGACAUGGCUGGCUGAUCCAUUGUAAUGAGCCGUUGCAGUUUUUGUCUCUGCACAUACCCGAAGAGAACAGGUCACUGGAUGUGCUGGAGCUAUCAGAAAGAACGGACCUGUUAAAGUUUCACUAUCAUACCCUCAGAUUGUAUUCUGCAAUUUGUGCUUUGGGAAAUAACCGGGUUGCUCAUGCCCUUUGCUCCCACGUGGAUGAGGCACAGCUUCUGCAUGCUAUAGAAAGUAAAUAUAUGCCUGGUUUGCUUCGUACAGGCUACUAUGAUCUGUUGAUUGAUAUCCACCUGAGCAACUACGCGACCGCUCAUCUCAUGAUGAACAAUGAGUACAUUGUUCCUAUGACCGGUGAAACCAAGAGUAUUACCCUCUUUCCCGAUGAGGGAAAAAAACACGAGGUGCCAGGCAUUGGGCUUAGCACUUCCCUGAGACCAAGAAUGCACUUUUCAUCACCGAGUGUCGUCUGUGGUUCCGGAUCAUCAUCACGUACCAAUUUUGACAGUGGCUCAGGAUCAAUAGAUUCUUGCCAGUACAGCCCUGAAUUCCCUUUGGACGUACUAAAAACAAAAACAGUCGAGAUGCUGACAGAGGCAUUAUGUGAGGGCAGCAUGCAUGUCAGAGAUCCAAUUGGGGGCAGCACGGAAUUUCUCUUUGUGCCACUCAUCAAGCUUUUUUACACCAUGCUCAUCAUGGGCAUUUUCCAAAAUGGAGAUCUGAAGAAAAUACUCCGGCUCAUUGAGCCGUCUGUGUUCUCCGAAAGAUGCGAAUCAAGGGAAGAAAUGAUUGGGAAAGCGGAAAAGCAGACCGGGCAGGGAGAAGAAGAUGAAAUGAAAAACAUACCAAAGGAGGGACUGUUGCAGAUGAAACUACCAGAGCCUGUAAAACUUCAGAUGUGCCAUGUCCUUCAGUACCUGUGCGACUGCCAGGUGCGUCAUCGUAUAGAAGCAAUAGUAGCCUUCUCUGAUGAUUUCAUAGCCUGUCUCCAAGAGAACCAACGAUUUCGCUACAAUGAAGUGAUGCUUGCGCUGAACAUGUCUGCUGCUCUCACAGCAAAGAAGACCAAAGAGUUUCGAUCUCCACCUCAGGAACAGAUCAACAUGCUGCUGAACUUUAAGAAGGAGAUGCAGGAAUGCCCCUGUCCGGAAUACAUCCGAGAACAGCUGCUUGACUUCCAUGAGGACCUCAUGAGACACUGUGGUAUAGAGUUAUCUGAAGAUGACACACCAGAUGCGGACAGCAAUUUCACCAUUCGAGGUCGACUAAUGUCAUUGGUGGAAAAAGUGUCUUACCUGAAGAACAAAAUGGUCAACAUGCCUAAGGAAAAAACAGAUAGAAAACCCAGUACGCUACAGCAGUUGGUUUCAGAGACAAUGGUUCGUUGGGCUCAGGAGUCGGUGAUUGAGGAUCCUGAGCUCGUCAGAGCCAUGUUUGUCUUGUUGCACCGACAGUAUGAUGGCAUUGGAGGACAGGUUCGGGCUCUCCCCAGGACUUACACAAUAAACUCUGUAUCAAUAGAGGAUACUAUUAACCUCCUCGCUGCUCUUGGUCAGAUAAGGUCUUUGCUGAGUGUGCGUAUGGGCAGGGUAGAGGAGAAGCUGAUGAUAAGGGGACUGAGUGACAUUAUGAACAACAAGGUGUUCUACCAGCAUCCUAACCUAAUGAGAGCUCUGGGUAUGCAUGAGACUGUCAUGGAGGUCAUGGUGAAUGUACUCAGCGGAGGAGAUUCCAAGGAAAUAACCUUUCCAAAAAUGGUGGCCAACUGUUGUCGUUUUCUUUGUUACUUCUGUCGAAUCAGCCGUCAAAACCAGAAAGCAAUGUUUGACCAUCUCAGUUACCUGCUGGAGAACAGCAGUGUUGGCCUUGCAUCUCCAUCAAUGCGAGGAUCCACACCCCUUGAUGUGGCUGCAGCAUCAGUCAUGGAUAACAAUGAGUUGGCCCUUGCUUUGAGAGAGCCGGACUUAGAGAAGGUGGUUCAGUAUCUAGCUGGCUGUGGGCUACAGAGCUGCACGAUGCUGGUGUGUAAAGGAUAUCCUGACAUUGGCUGGAACCCUGUUGAAGGAGAGCGCUACCUUGACUUCUUGCGUUUUGCUGUAUUUUGCAAUGGUGAAAGUGUGGAAGAGAAUGCCAACGUCGUGGUGAGACUUCUCAUCCGCCGACCUGAAUGUUUUGGUCCUGCACUUCGCGGAGAAGGUGGUGAUGGCUUGCUGGCCACAAUGGAAGAAGCAAUAAAAAUUUCCCUCGAUCCCUUAAGAGAUGGUCCUUCUUCUUCACCAGAAAACAGAAAUACACUGAAUGACGGCCUAGAAGAAGAAGACGACACCAUUCACUUAGGGAAUGCCAUCAUGACCUUCUAUGCAGCUCUUAUUGACCUUUUGGGUCGUUGUGGUCCAGAGAUGCAUUUGAUACAUACUGGUAAAGGUGAAGCAAUCCGAAUCAGAGCCAUUCUACGGUCUCUGAUUCCCAUUGAAGAUCUUGUUGGUGUCAUCUGCAUUCCAUUUUCUAUGCCAAGCCUAGCUAAAGAUGGGGUGGUCUUGGAGCCAGACAUGUCAGCUGGCUUUUGUCCGGAUCAUAAAGCGGCCAUGGUGCUGUUUUUGGACCGGGUAUAUGGUAUACAAGACCAGAAUUUUCUCCUACACCUGCUAGAAGUUGGCUUCCUACCAGACCUCAGAGCUGCCGCUUCAUUGGACACUGUAGCUCUUAGUGCCACAGAUAUGGCUCUUGCCCUCAACAGGUAUCUGUGCACAGCAGUAUUGCCACUUCUGACGAAAUAUGCACCACUGUUUGCUGGGACGGAGCCAUUUGCGUCACUGAUAGACUCCCUUCUUCACACGGUUUACCGUUUGUCGAAAGGCUGUUGCCUUACCAAAGCCCAGAGAGAUUCCAUUGAAGAAUGUCUUCUAGCAGUUUGUGGUAAGUUGAGGCCUUCAAUGAUGCAGCAUCUGUUGAGGAGGCUUGUGUUUGACAUUCCCUUGCUUAAUGAACAUACCAAGAUGCCUUUGAAGCUUUUGACCAAUCAUUUUGAGCGCUGUUGGAAGUACUACUGUCUGGCUGGAGGCUGGGGCACUUUUGGUGCCUCGUCUGAUGAAGAGCUACACCUUUCCAGGAAACUAUUUUGGGGAAUAUUUGAUGCCCUCUCUCAGAAGCCGUAUGACCUGGAGCUGUUUAAAGUUGCAUUGUCAUGCCUAAAUGCAGUGGGCGGAGCUCUUCCUCCAGACUAUAUGGAGUCCAACUAUAUGGCCAUGAUGGACAAACAGUCAUCGAUGGACUCUGAAGGGAACUUCACUCCACAGCCUGCAGACACUGCCAAUGUCGCUGUACCAGAAAAACUGGAAAAUUUUAUCGCCAGAUAUGCAGGGCAUAACCAUGAGAAAUGGUGCUUUGAAAAGUUUUCUAAUGGCUGGUCCUAUGGGGAAAAUGCAUGUGAAAUAUCAAGGAGCCACAAUUUAUUAAAGCCUUUUAAAGAACUCAAUGAGAAGGAUAAAGAGUUAUAUUGUUGGCCAAUAAGAGAGUCUCUGAAGACCAUGCUUUCUUGGGGAUGGAGCAUUAACAGGCUACGAGAGAGUGACCCAGCCACCCGUCAUAACACAUCAAGAAGCUUAUCGCAGGCCAACCAGCUAUCCUUUGAAGGACCUCAGUGCUUCAAUCCCAGACCCAUUGAUAUGACCAAUGUCACUCUGUCCAGAGAUACACAGUCAAUGGCAGAGCUGCUUGCAGAAAACUAUCAUAACAUCUGGGCCAGAAACAAGAAAAUUGAUCUCGAAGCCAAAGGUGGAGGAAAUCAUCCCUUACUAGUUCCCUUUGAUACACUGACUGCCAAAGAAAAAUUAAAAGACAGACAAAAAGCACAAGAUAUUCUCAAGUUCCUACAAAUCAAUGGUUACACAGUCACAAGAGGUGUGAAGUCACACGAGAUGGACACACCAGCCAUCGAGAAACGAUUUGCUUACACCCUCCUUCAGCGGCUCAUGAAUUACGUAGACCAGGCCCACGAGCACAUGAUAGAGUUUGAUAUGGAAGCAAGACAAAAGGGUGUAAAGAGCCCUCAUGAACAGCAGAUGAAGUUCUUUGGAAAGGUUGUCUUGCCAUUAGUGGAUCAAUACUUCAAAAACCACCGGCUGUACUUCUUAUCCACAUCCAUCCAUCCUGUUAGCAGCGGUGGACAUGCCUCCAACAAGGAGAAAGAGAUGGUGACAAGUCUUUUCUGCAAACUGGGAGUACUUGUCAGAAAUAGGAUAUCCUUAUUUGGUAAUGACGCCACAUCGAUAGUCAACUGUUUACAGAUUUUGGGGCAAAGUCUGGAUGCUAGGACAGUGAUGAAGACAGGCUUGGAGUCGGUCAAGGCAGCAUUGCAUUCCUACUUCAACAGUGCAGCAGAAGCUUUGGAAAAGACUCAAGAGAACCUGAAGCUUGGCCAAUUCACUCACUGCAAAGAACUACCCCGAAGGGUCCCUCAAAUCAUCAACUUUACCACCUUUGGUCUGCUUCCGAUCCUGUCUUCCUUAUUUGAACACAUUGGAAAGAACAACUUUGGAGAAGAUCUAAUACUGGAUGAGGUCCAGGUGUCCUGCUAUAGAAUUCUCAACAGCCUCUACUUUCUGGGAACCAAUGAAAGCAUAUAUGUAGAGAGACAUCGUCCAGCAUUAGGAAAAUGUUUGGCUGCUUUCUCAAUAGCCUUCCCAGUUGCCUUCCUUGAACCUCAUUUGGACAAAUUCAACAACUUCUCAAUCUACAACAAAAGCGCUAAAGACAGAAAUGCUCUUGGUCUGCCAGACCAGGUCACAGAAAUGUGUCCAAUUAUUCCAAAUUUGGAAAGCUCAUUGGAAGAGAUCAUCGAGAUGGCAGAAUCUGGCAUGAAAUAUACUCAAAUGCCUCAUGUCAUGGAGGUUGUUUUACCAGUUUUGUGCAGCUACAUGUCUCACUGGUGGGAACACGGUCCAGAGAACAAUCCGGAAGAAGCCGACAGCUGCUGUACAUCAGUGACCUCUGAACAUAUGAACGUAUUACUUGGGAACAUAUUGAAGAUCAUCUACAACAAUUUAGGCAUAGAUGACGGGGCCUGGAUGAAAAGACUAGCUGUGUUUUCUCAACCAAUCAUCAGCAAGGCCAAACCCCACUUGCUCAAGACCCAUUUUCUGCCUCUCAUGGAGAAGCUCAGGAAAAAAGCAGCAGUUGUGCUUGUGGAUGAAGAACAAAGCAAGGCUGAGGGGAGGGGUGAGAUUUCAGAAACUGAGCUUCUCAUCAUGGACCAGUUCGCCAUUCUCGUCAGAGACCUCUAUGCCUUUUAUCCCCUUCUCAUACGAUUUGUGGACUACAACAGGGCCACGUGGCUGAAAGAGUCUAAUCCAGAGGCAGAAGUAUUGUUCCAGAUGGUGGCUGAAGUUUUCAUCUUCUGGGCAAAAUCUCAUAACUUCAAGAGAGAGGAACAGAAUUUUGUGGUUCAGAAUGAAAUCAACAACAUGUCUUUUCUCAUCUCAGAUUCAAAGUGUAAAAUGUCUAAGGGAAUAGUUUCAUACCAGGAGAGGAAAAAGUUGAGGAGAAAUCGAGAUCGAUAUUCAACGCAGACCAGCCUGAUUGUGGCAACGCUGAAACGACUGCUGCCCGUAGGACUGAACGUUUGUGUUCCUGGUGAACAAGAACUCAUUGCUCUUGCGAAGAAUCGAUUCUCCCAGAAAGAUACUGAUGAAGAAGUGCGCGAAGUCAUUCGAAACAACUUGCACCUACAAGGAAAGUUGCAGGACCCUGCUAUUCGGUGGCAGAGGGCACUGUACAGAGACAUUCUGAAUGACAGUGAUGAAGUGUCUGACCCAGAGAAGAAUGUAGAAAGAGUUCUGGACAUUGCCCAUGUCCUCUUCCACCUUGACCAGGUUGAGCAUCCUCAGCGCAGUAAAAAGGCUGUGUGGCACAAAUUACUGUCUAAACAGAGAAAGAGAGCUGUAGUUGCUUGCUUUAGGAUGGCUCCUCUCUACAAUCUGCCCAGGCACCGGGCUGUCAACUUGUUCCUGCAGGGCUAUGAGAAAUCCUGGAUUGAGGCAGAAGAACACUUCUUUGAAGACAAACUGAUAGAGGAUCUUGCUAAAUCAGGAGAACAAGAGCCAUUCGAGGAAGUCGAAGGAGUAAAACUCAUUGACCCACUACAUCAGCUUAUCCAGCUUUUCAGUAGAACAGCCCUUACAGAGAAAUGUAAACUGGAUGAAGAUCAUCUCUACAUAGCUUAUGCGGAUAUAAUGGCCAAGAGUUGUCACGAUGAAGAAGAUGACGAUGGGGAGGAAGUCAAAAGUUUUGAAGAGAAGGAGAUGGAAAAGCAGAAGCUAUUAUACCAGCAGGAAAGGCUGCAUGACCGUGGAGCUGCUGAGAUGGUACUUCAAACCAUCAGUGCCAGCAAAGGUGAAAUGGGUCCCAUGGUGGCCUCAACUCUCAAACUGGGCAUUGCAAUUCUCAAUGGCGGAAACUCUACAGUUCAGCUGAAAAUGUUGGACUAUCUGAAGAACAGAAAUGAUGUGGGCUUUUUCCAGAGUCUUGCUGGCCUCAUGCAAUCAUGCAGUGUUUUAGAUCUAAAUGCAUUUGAGAGACAGAACAAAGCCGAAGGCCUAGGAAUGAUCACUGAGGAGGGAUCAGGUGAGAAGGUUAUGCAGGAUGAUGAGUUCACCUGCGACCUUUUCCGCUUCCUUCAACUUCUCUGUGAAGGCCACAAUUCAGAUUUCCAGAACUACUUAAGGACUCAAACGGGGAACAAUACCACAGUCAACAUCAUCAUCUCGACAGUUGACUACCUUCUAAGAGUACAGGAGUCCAUUAGUGAUUUCUACUGGUAUUACUCUGGAAAAGAUGUAAUUGAUGAACAGGGACAGAGGAACUUCUCAAAGGCAAUUGAUGUAGCCAAGCAGGUUUUCAACACACUCACAGAGUAUAUUCAGGGUCCAUGUACUGGCAAUCAGCAGAGUUUGGCACACAGUCGUUUAUGGGAUGCUGUGGUUGGGUUUCUCCAUGUCUUUGCCCAUAUGCAGAUGAAAUUGUCUCAGGACUCUAGUCAGAUUGAGUUACUGAAGAAACUGAUGGAUCUUCAGAAAGACAUGGUAGUCAUGUUGCUUUCAAUGAUGGAGGGUAAUGUAGUGAAUGGAACCAUUGGAAAGCAGAUGGUUGAUAUGCUUGUGGAAUCAUCAAACAAUGUGGAAAUGAUUCUUAAGUUCUUUGAUAUGUUCCUCAAGCUGAAAGACGUCACUUCCUCAGAUGCUUUUAAAGAGUAUGAUCCUGAUGGAAAAGGUGUCAUUUCCAAGAGAGACUUUCAGAAGGCAAUGGAGAACCAUAAACACUACACCCAGUCUGAAACAGAGUUCCUUCUCUCCUGCGCUGAAACUGAUGAAAACGAACUCCUGGACUAUGAGGAAUUUGUGAAGCGUUUCCAUGAACCAGCUAAGGACAUUGGCUUCAAUGUAGCAGUUUUGUUGACCAACUUGUCCGAGCACAUGCCUCAUGACAACCGACUUCACACCUUCCUGGAGCUGGCAGGGAGUGUUCUCAACUACUUUCAACCCUUCCUGGGAAGGAUCGAGAUCAUGGGCAGCGCCAAGCGUAUCGAGAGGGUCUACUUUGAAAUCAGUGAGUCAAGUCGAACACAGUGGGAGAAACCUCAGGUGAAAGAAUCCAAGCGCCAGUUCAUCUUUGAUGUGGUUAAUGAAGGAGGCGAAAAGGAAAAGAUGGAAUUAUUUGUGAAUUUCUGCGAGGACACCAUCUUUGAAAUGCAACUGGCCGCCCAGAUGUCAGACACAGGAGAGCGCUCUGCUGUGAAAGAGGACAGUGAGCAAGACAGGCCAGAUGUGGAAAAUCCCGAGAGGAGCUUCUUUUCAAUUACCACCAUUCGCAUGGCUCUGAUUGCACUGCGGUACAAUGCCAUGCUAUUGAUUAAGGUACUGUCUAUGAAGAGUUUUAAGAAGCAGAUGAAGAAGUUAAAGAGUAUGACAUCAAAAGACAUGGUGACCACCCUACUUUCAUUCUACUGGUCUGUAUUACAAGGCCUCCUUCAUAUUGCCUUUAGUGUAGUUCGAGGAUUUUGGAGGAUUUUCUACAAUAAUCUUUUUGGAGGCAAUCUGGGUGACGGAGCCAAGCACUUAAAGGUGUCUGAGCUACUGGCUAGCAUGCCUGAUCCCACCCAGGAUGUGGUCAGGCUGGAAGGGGAGGAAAAGAAAAGAAAAACAUCAGACAGGAGCUCCAUGAAGGAUGACCUGGCAUACUUAGCUGUCAAUCCCGGUGACACUGAGCUACUUUCAGAUAUUUUUGGCCUAGACUUACGGAGAGAGGGAGGAAAAUAUAAAAUCAGUCCCCACAACCCCAAUGCAAAUCUAACUGAAAUUCUCAACUCCCCUCUUCCUUCCCCGCCCGCUUGUGGUGCCCCAGUAGCUCCUACUCACGAGCUCAGACAAAUGCAUCAGUCAAAAAUAUCUUCCUUCGAAGAAACGAAGGAUGCAACACCAGAUACUCCAUGUGAACCUAAGAAAAAUGCUGAACAUGAAGUGAAGAAGAAAAAUGAAAAGGUGAAGUCAAAAGUGAAAAGGCGUAAGAUCUCAAAAGAUGAACCUGACUUGCAGGAGUCUGCAGUCUCAAAGAAGAUAUCUGCCUAUCAGAGGAAACUCCUGAACUAUUUUGCCAGGAACUUCUACAACAUGAGGAUGAUGGCUCUAUUCGUUGCAUUUGCCAUUAACUUCAUUCUCCUAUUCUAUAAGGUUUCAAAAUCUGCAUCAGUGAUCUCAAACACCGGAGUGGACAGCACCAUUCAAUGGGAUCCACAGGGUAGUGAGCCUCUCGUCGACAUGAAAGAAGGAGACAUGGAUGACCCAUUGAAGUUAGCCAUGGUCCAUUUUGUCUUGGAGGAGGGCAGCGGAUACAUGGAGCCCACACUGAUGAUCUUGGCCGUCCUUCACACUGUUAUCUCUUUCUUCUGCAUCAUUGGAUAUUACUGUCUCAAGGUCCCAUUGGUGAUAUUUAAGCGUGAAAAGGAAGUCGCCAGGAAGUUGGAGUUUGAUGGCCUUUACAUUACAGAGCAGCCUUCUGAGGAGGACAUAAAGGGACAAUGGGAUCGACUGGUUAUAAACACACAAUCUUUUCCAAACAACUACUGGGAUAAGUUUGUGAAGAGAAAGGUGAUGGAUAAAUAUGGGGAAUUUUAUGGUCAUGACCGAAUCAGCGAGCUUCUGGGAUUGGACAAGGCUGCCCUGGACUUCAGUGGUGCUCAUAAAAAAAGAAAGCCCAGAAAAGAUAGCUAUCUGUCUUCUGUGUUGAACUCAAUUGACGUCAAAUACCAGAUCUGGAAGCUGGGAGUGGUGUUCACUGACAAUUCGUUCCUGUAUCUUGCCUGGUAUAUGACAAUGUCUAUCCUGGGUCACUACAACAACUUUUUUUUCGCUGCACAUCUCCUUGACAUUGCAAUGGGGUUCAAGACACUGCGGACCAUCCUGUCCUCAGUGACUCACAAUGGCAAACAGCUGGUGUUAACAGUUGGCCUGUUAGCAGUGGUGGUAUAUUUGUACACUGUAGUGGCCUUCAACUUCUUCAGAAAGUUCUACAACAAGAGCGAAGAUGGGGAAUUACCUGACAUGAAAUGUGAUGACAUGUUGACAUGCUACAUGUUCCACAUGUAUGUUGGUGUGCGAGCCGGUGGAGGCAUCGGUGACCAGAUUGAGGACCCAGCAGGAGAUGAAUAUGAGAUCUACCGCAUCAUAUUUGACAUCACCUUCUUCUUCUUUGUCAUUGUAAUCCUUCUGGCAAUCAUCCAAGGUUUAAUCAUUGAUGCUUUUGGAGAACUGCGGGAUCAACAAGAACAAGUGAAAGAGGAUAUGGAGACCAAGUGUUUCAUCUGUGGAAUAGGCAAUGACUACUUUGAUACAGUGCCACAUGGCUUUGAAACACAUACCCUACAGGAGCACAACUUGGCCAAUUACCUAUUCUUUCUUAUGUACCUUAUCAACAAGGAUGAAACAGAGCAAACAGGCCAGGAAUCUUAUGUAUGGAAGAUGUACCAGGAGCGUUGCUGGGAAUUCUUUCCAGCUGGCGAUUGUUUCCGGAAACAGUAUGAAGAUCAGCUCAAUUGAUUUGUCGAUGGAGUCUUUGGUCCCUUGGUCCCCAAUCACUGUAUGCUGAAUACUUAUUUCAAUAGCAUGUGCCAGCGAACAAGCACUCCCCUCAACAAGACACCUCUGAUCUCUUCAAGCCGACCUAUUUGCUUUCAUCCAAGAUCUUCCUCGUUUCGCAGGUCACCUUACUAACUCUGUCACAGAUUUCACCUGUAUUGGACUAUUUUGUGUACAUGAAAAUGAUUGCAUCAGUGAAAUCAAACUGGUGGCAUGUGAAAGCUGUGGAACAAUCAGAUGAGUGCUUCUUUUCUUUUAAAGGAAUUGUAAUCUUUUUGAUCAGGUGCAUCCCAGAUGAAAGUAUCUUAUUUAAGAUGUUUUGCCAUUUUUAAAUGGCACAAAUGUUUUAGCCAAUCAAAUGUGAGAAUUUCAUAUAGUCCGCCAUUGCACGUGACGUCAGUUACACCCAAAAUCUCCAAGACUAUUACAAUGGCAAUGCUGUGACAUGCAAAUUAUCACUUUUAUAGCCUCAUUUUGUUUAAACAAAACUAUAUAUGAAAGGAGAAUGUUGUGUAUUUUGUCCUACUUAUGGUACUGCAGGUAAUGCUGCCUUCACAUGCUCUGGGAAGCAUGAUCCUUACCACUUGCUAAUUAGUUAUUACAAGUACGUCCUGUUCAUGUGCUUUUGUUGUCGUUGUAAAAAAAAACAAUAAGCAGACACUGACUAUAUUUCGGUUUGUUGCGUGAGCAAAACUGUGUUAGACCUGUUAACACAUCUUCUACAACAAGAAGAAAAUGCAUUAAAAUGCAAACGCUGGGUUUUGUUUGUUACUGAACUUUUAGCAAACACUUGGUUAGAAAAAGUGUUUUAUAAUGCUAAUAAAUAUUCUUUAUUCACGCUCUGUCAUUUAAAAAAAUAAUAGGUCGUCCCAUCUGAGAAAUUCGGGUAUCAUAAUUAGGGCUGAAGUUAUUGGUUAUUUAGGUAGGUAAUCGAUUAAUCUAUCGAUUGGUUUGUUCGAAUAAUCGAGUAAUCGGAUUACAAACAUUUAAUGUAUUCCAACAAUGAAACAAGUGUUUAUGCCUGCAAUAACAUUUUUUUUAAGUUGGCUAGCUUAAAUGCUAUACAAUGCUAACUUCUUCUUUUUUUUUUAACAAAGUUCUUAACGAAUCAUUCAAACACAUUUACGCAAAACUGAACUGCUAAAUAUACACCUAAACUAAAUUACAAAUGCACAGACAACAUAUUAGCUCAAACAAAAACUUUCCUUGUGUUGGUCUUAACAGGGAUCAGAUGGAUUCAGCCAUGUUAGAUGAAAUAUGUUAUUUUGGCUGUUGCCACUCGAGGGCAGUGUAUCCACUCAAAUCAAUAAAACUAAAUGCAAACUUUCAAAACAAACCAUUUACAAUGCCACUCUAAUUAAACGAAUCCUCGAAGCAGUGAAAUUUAAUUCGAAGCUUUUUUCUAAUCGAAUUAUUUGAGUUAAUCGAUUAAUCGUUGCGGCACUAAUCAUGUUAGAAUUACAAUUCUCCAGGAGAAAAUACGAUUUGACAUGCACAUGCAAUUUUCCAUUUGCCAAGUGGUAUUCACGACGUUUACGACACCACAUGAAGGCAGCAUUAAUAUGUCUUGCCAUACUUUCAUUUAGUGUGGCUAUCUGUUGCUCCAGUCCGCUGCUUUGCAUCUGUGUUACCGUCGUGUGGUGUAUAAUCGUUUCAUUUUACCUGGAAAAAUGACAUAAAGAAAACGACAAGGGAGUUUUAGUAUACCACAGUGUUUGGCUUUUGGCUGUACAGAGAGGAUGAUGGGUAAAUAUAAUAUUAGGAUCAAAGGCAGAAAGAAUUAGGAGCAAGAAGACGAUGCCUGAAAAGGUAUAGUAACUUUAAGGAGUGCGGGGCAAUUUUACUUUCAUUUUUUAUACCUGUGUUCAAAUCUUAUCAGAAUAUACGUGCUGUGCGCUUACAGUGCCUGCCAACGUUGUGCGCAAACAUCAGAUUAUUUGUUACUGACACAAUGGGGAAAAUAAGUAUUAAACGUGUCAACCGUUUCCUCGAUAUUUAUUUCAAAAGCUGCAAUUCAAAUGAAAUUUCUACAAGACAUUGGUAUUAACUCAAAUAAUUCACACAUGAAAGGAAAUCACAACAUUUGAGUCCAUAAAUAAUGAUUAUACAAAUGAUUAUACGUAAUUGAGUGCAAUAACACAGGGAAAAAGUACUGAACACACCAUAGAAAAGGUUUGGCAAGGAAAUGCCAAACCAGCAUUAGCUGGGUAAGAGCAAAAUGAUGGUGCUAUAAACAGGUGGUUUUGUCAACAAGAGGUCAAACAAGACACAUCUAAAGUAAGGCAAAGAGCUCUCUGUCUCUCCGUCAUUAUCGGCAAGUGGAAGAAGCACCACCUGACCAUCAACAAGCCACACUCAGGAGCUCCUCGUAAGAUUUCUGACAUAUGAAAGAUGGUCAGAAGCGGACUUGAUGAGCCAAGGUCCACCGUGAAAGCGCUCUACAAAGAUUUGGAGGGAGCAGGUACAAUUUUUGUAGCACAAAAAAUUGGCAAUGCAUGGCCUCUAUGGACGCUCAGCCAUUCCUCAAGAAAAAGCAUGUUUUCAAAUUUAAGUCGCAUUCUGCAGGCAGAAUGUUGUCUGGUCAGACAAGACCAAAAUUGAACUGCAAAGCACUACACUGACAACUUCCAGAAGGUCAAACUCGAAAACAUAUUGAAAAAAAAAAAAUAUUGUAGUGACCACUAUAUUAUGGCAGAAUUCACCUAAGGAACUUAUAUGGAGAAUGUUGUGUUCCGGGGGGAAAACUUUGUUCUCGUUUCCGGCACGAGACACUAGUGAGUCAGAAGAGAGUCACGAGCAGCAGAACACGGCAACACGUCUACUCAACGAGCUAUCGAGACUCAACAACAUCAUCUGCUACAAUAUCAACAGAAAAACCGAAUAACAUCAGACUUGCAGUGUAUUUUCAUCAAUGAUAAAGUUUUGCACGGUUUAUAGAUCAUAUUUGUGUAACUAAAUACUAAAAAAUAUCAAUUAAACUUUUUUUUUGACAAUUUAUUGAGUUUACAGUAUCAUUGUUUCAAAUUGCAAGGUUCCCAAGAACAAAUCUUAUUUUGAAACAUUGUUAUGCCAAAAUAUCAUACACGUUGGUAGCAAUGCCCAGUGCGCUUGCACAUCACUUAAAAGCAGCGAGUACUUAUUAUUUUUGUUUUUAUUGUUUUUCAUUUUUCUUCGUCUGAUCGCUUUUAAGCAUUGUUUUCUUGUGUUUUAUCUGUUAACCACAUUAGUCACGUAAUGUAUUUAAUCCACUCUUGUCUGAUAUUUUGUGUAAGUCUUUUCAUAUGGCAUUUUUAGUACGUUCUUCCUGUAUGCAUUGAAACAAAACAAGCUGAAAGCGUAUAGUAGUAUUUCGGCAGAGGUGGGUAGAGUAGCCAAAAAUUUUAUCCAAGUAAGAGUAGCGUUAUAAUAUUACUAAAGUAAAAGUAGUUGUCCAGAAAAUAUAUUCAAGUACAAGUAGCAAAGUACUUUAUUUGGUGAAAAGAAUACUCAAGUAAUGAUUAACAUUGUGCAAAACUGCUUAUAUUUUUGUAGGAUUUUUUUUUUUUAAACAAUGGUGUUUUUUUUUUUUUUUUUAGCAAAAAGUUAUCUAUAUGGACUGCUGUUAGAAUGGCAUUGUGCUAUAACCCAUUACAUAAACACAUUAAGCCAAAGAAAUUCUAAACAAAAACAAAAAAAUCAUUGAUUUUAGCCGAGAGAAAAAAAAAUUACAUCAAUGAAAUAUUAUUCAUUCAAAGAGCAUGACUGCCUUUUGGUGGAGUCUGAAUAGUGAAGAGAUGGCCUUUUUUUUUUUUUAAAGCUAGACAUAUCACUCAAAAGGCUGACCCCUAAAACCGGACAGGUGGUCACCCUACAUAGUACACGCCGUGUUUGGGGAAGAAAUGGUGCUGCACAUCACCCAAAAAGGUUUCGGCCGUUUCUCUUGUCAGAGCAGCGACAGUUAAGGAUUUGCCUUCCUCAGCGGCAGUGCUGAGUGUUCACUUCUCAGUUGGGGGUUACUCCGUAUCAGAUGUUCCUUGUGGAGAGACAAGAUGUCCCGCCAUUUGUUCUGGACUGUCCGGAUGAGCUGAUUGCUGGAUAUGGUGGUGCAGACGUGGGCAUGUAGAUGUCUUGCCUCACCUGGUUGUCAGCGUCAAUCUUGCUCAGCCCGUUGUCUUGGCGCUGCAAGUUUUCAUCAUUCCAAGUCCAACUGCUCAUAAUUGUAUUAUGCUUGUUCUUCUUAAACUAUGAUAUAAAUGCUAUUUAUUAUAUAUUGAGUGAGUUAAGAGUAAUACAAACGGUCAAACAGUAAAUACGAGUAAAGAUACUAUUCCUUUCAAGCCCCUCUGGCAUCCAAUACAUUAUCUAAAAUAAAACUUAUUGCUCGAACUAAGGAACAUCAUUUAUCAUUUUAAUUUGCCUCGCAGGCCAAAAUUUAUAAGCUCUGGUGUUCUGACAGUCCAUAAAUGAAAAAAAAACCUCUCAAAGAAGAACUUGGGUGUAUCUGACGUCAUACAUUCCAAAAUGUCAGCCCCUAGGAGUGCGUCAUUUUCUGUGUUGAAACAUUAUUUUCCCCGUGAUCACAGUUCUAAAAAAAUGUAUGAUUUGCAUAUUUAGAUUGUUUGAGUGACCAUCUUUCACAUGGUCAUUUAUGCUAAUUUUAGUGUCUUUUACAUUUCUAUUGCUUUAAUUAACAUGAAAUUAUACCACUGCCCAAAACCAAAUAUACUGUGGUUUUGACUGAGAAGAGGGACUUCUUAUGUUUACAACAAAAACGUUGGUUGUAAAGGUAGAGGACAGUGCAACAGUGAAAUUUGCUGCAAUAUACUACAGUAUAUCUUUAAAUAUAUACCACUGUCAAUGAUGUGACCCUACUGAAUUUGCUAGCAAUGCAUUAGGAAUACAAUGUGCCUGAAGCUGAAUAAUUUUCUAAUGUUUAAAAAUGUAGAGAAUUUUAAUGGAUUGAAAUCAAGUUGCUGUCAUGAUCUCCAAAAUUUGAUGGUGUUAGAUUUGUGCCACAAUAUCAUGUGCUUCAUGGGAAAUACCCUGUACAUAACUAGGGUUUUCCCAAUCACAUAUUUUUGCACCAGAGCUAAAGUCCGAAUUACCUCAUUUUGAGGAUCUACUGAUACCGAGUACUGAUCCGAUACCUUGGCAAUUUAUUACAAAAAAAAAAACAUAAUUUUUUUGACAAUAUCCUUGGCCAUCGUGAUUAUUUUGAUGCUUUAUAGCCAUUAAAAAAAAAUCAGAAAGUCAAAAGAAAACAUACACUUUGUAUGGUUUCGUUUGACGAUACCCUCGUACGUCUUAUUUUGUUGUUUUGCAGCCCUUAAGAAAAAAAAAAAAAUCUUAAAAACCCAAUUUUUUUCAACCUAUUCCGAUCUUCUAAAAAUGAAGUGCUCAGGCCCAAUUUUAUAUCACGCGAUUGGAUCGGUGACAUCCUUAAUCAUUCUACCUUUGGAUUACUUUAUUACUUGUAUCCCUCAACUCAUUCACACUAAAAAUGAAGUGAUUGGGCCCAAUUUCCGAGCACUAAUCAAAUCGGGGACAUCCCUAUAGAUAACAUGAAAUAGCAAGCCAAAAAAAAAGUAUUUUGAGUGCACAUGUAUUUUUUCUGUGUGCGCAGAAAUGUGAUUUAAGAACAUAAAAGUGUGACUUUGGUAUGAAUUUAAAAUAAUAUUUUAUUAAUUAUAUUUCCAUGCUAACUUCUCGCUCACAUACAACCAGGCAUUGCAAUUCUCUGAUGCUUGCUGUUGAUGUCUGUGAAAAAAAAAUGCCACAAUUAUCAAUCAAGAGUCAGGAUGCAGGCCAAAUUCUAAUUGGCUGCUUACUGCUGCUUACAGAAAACCAGGAAAAGAAAAAUCAACUGCCAGUGCAUCAAAGCACAAUGCAACAGUGAAAAUCAACACAACAGUAUUUUGAAAUAUUAGUUUAACAAUUGCACGUGACGCAUAUAUAACUGUGGCAUAAAUCUAACGCUACUUCAUUUGCAAUUGCCAAUAUUGUGUGUGUGAAGAACACUAAAAAAUUGCCUGCCACUUCAUCCAGUUCCACUUUCAUUUCAAUUAAGUUGAAUGUUAUUGAAAACCUCAUCUGAAUAGUCCUCUUUAUGCUUUCUCUUUAAUUUGCUUCUUUUUAAGGCUACAUAAAUAAAAUUAUGAAUAAAGGAGUUGUAAAAUUUGAACCAAGGAUGGACAUCUUGUAUUGUGAACUACUUCAGUAUUAGAUAUGGCAAAGGGUGCAAGUGGGCCAGAACCGUAUAAAAUUCAGGGGCGGAACACCGCUUUGAUCCAGAAAAUAUGAUGGCAACUUUCAAACCUCGAUAUUUAAAAAAAAAAAAAAAAAAAAAUGCCACACACGCAUCUCGAAGAAGAAAACAAUCUACUAAUGUCAGAUUUACAUACACAAAUGUUAACAACAAGCCAAAUAAAGUGUUUGUGUAGCGUCAUCCAUUUCCACCGAUAUUUAUUAUUUAUUUAUUCCACUGAGCGUGUAAGUAUCUAGGUCCGAUGAGACAGUUGACUCACGUCAAUGUGUGCAUCCAAACCACUCUGCCUGGACUACAGUUGUCCAUUCAGUUUGCUGACAAACUGACAUCUGAUCAGUAUGGAUAGUUAGCUCUGAUUGGCUUAAAUGCACUUGCACAUUUUGUUUUAUUUUAGUAUGCUCUGAUGG
Molecule: messenger RNA, 21590 nt
Organism: Corythoichthys intestinalis (scribbled pipefish)
Lineage: Eukaryota; Metazoa; Chordata; Actinopteri; Syngnathiformes; Syngnathidae
Gene: ryr2a
Product: ryanodine receptor 2a (cardiac)
Exons: 114
Coding region: 78-14900 (4940 amino acids)
Biological process (GO): striated muscle contraction; release of sequestered calcium ion into cytosol by sarcoplasmic reticulum; intracellular calcium ion homeostasis
Cellular component (GO): sarcoplasmic reticulum membrane; smooth endoplasmic reticulum; sarcolemma
Molecular function (GO): calcium ion binding; ryanodine-sensitive calcium-release channel activity; protein binding
Source: RefSeq, a predicted model, not a curated record